This is a messenger RNA of Aureobasidium vineae, 1473 nucleotides long. Lineage: Eukaryota; Fungi; Ascomycota; Dothideomycetes; Dothideales; Saccotheciaceae. The record is from the annotation of a GenBank genome assembly.
AUGGAUAAAGACUACGCCCACGCCGAUCACCAGGAGCAUAUGCCUGCUACUGGCGAAACUGAGGAAAAGAUGACUGCUGGAAGAUACAUUGCCACUCGCAUCUCCACACUCAAGCCGCCAAUGACCAAGGUGAAGAAUCCCAUUGGUCUCCUACGACUGCUCAAUCUGCAACAAUGGCUCUUCUUCUCUGUCGCAUUUAUCGCAUGGACUUGGGAUGUAUCCGACCUCGCCAAGGAGUUUGGAAAGACCACAAAGGACAUUACAUGGGGUAUCACACUGGUCCUGAUGUUCCGCUCUGUGGGCUCUAUUGCCUUUGGUAUUGCAGCAGAUCGUUACGGACGCAAGUGGCCUUUCGUUGUCAACAACAUCCUCUUCAUCAUCCUUGAACUUGGCACCGGUUUCUGCCAAACCUACAACCAGUUCCUUGCUGUUCGUGCACUCUUCGGUAUUGCCAUGGGCGGCCUUUACGGAAACGCUGCUGCGACUGCACUUGAAGACUGCCCAGAGGAGGCUCGCGGUAUUAUCAGUGGAAUGUUGCAGCAAGGUUAUGCCUUUGGAUACCUCCUCGCUGUAGUCUUCGCUCGUGGUCUCGUUGACACCACUACUCAUGGCUGGAGACCUCUCUUCUGGUUUGGUGCCUGUCCUCCUGUCCUGAUCAUUAUCUUCAGAUUGUGCCUUCCCGAGACACAAGCAUACCGCGAACGCCAAGCUGUGCGUGAAUCUGGCAGCCCAAGCAUCGGAGGUACUUUCAUUGCCGAGGGAAAAAUUGCUCUCAAGCGCCAUUGGCUCCUUCUGACUUACAUGGUCUUGUUGAUGGCCGGCUUCAACUUCAUGUCUCACGGCAGUCAAGACCUUUACCCAACCAUGCUGAAGAACCAGUACCGCUUCGACGCCAACGCUGUCACAGUCACUCAAGUUGUUGCCAACCUUGGUGCAAUCGCCGGUGGCACAACCAUGGGCUACUGUUCUACCAUCUUCGGUCGUCGUCUCACCAUCAUCGUGGCUUGCGUGGUUGGUGGUGCAUUGCUAUACCCUUACACCUUCACUUCAUCCAAGGCCGUCAUUGCCGCUGCUUUCUUCGAGCAGUUCUGCGUACAAGGUGCUUGGGGUGUUAUUCCCAUUCACCUGAUGGAGUUGUCUCCUGGUGCCUUCAGAACUUUCGUCGUCGGAACAUCUUACCAGCUUGGCAACCUUGCUUCCAGCGCAAGUUCGACUAUCGAGGCUCAGAUUGGUGAGCAGUUCCCUCUGCCUCCUGCUGGCAAGGUUGAGAGAUACAACUACGGAAAGGUCAUCUGUAUCUUCCUUGGUUGUGUGUAUGCCUAUGUUAUCAUCCUCACUCUUGUUGGUCCCGAGUUCAAGGGUCGCGACAUGAGAGUUACUCAUGAUGAGGAUACCGCAGAGGCACUCGGAACGACUUUCAAGGAGAAGCGCAAUGAUUCGGAGUACGCUGAUCGCGUUGAACACGUCUCAUAA